This is a messenger RNA of Triplophysa rosa, 4690 nucleotides long. RefSeq names its product C-type mannose receptor 2-like. Bases 1 to 1026 code for a protein of 341 amino acids. Gene Ontology annotation, molecular function: carbohydrate binding. The record is from RefSeq and is a predicted model, not a curated record. The transcript is spliced from 5 exons. Lineage: Eukaryota; Metazoa; Chordata; Actinopteri; Cypriniformes; Nemacheilidae.
AUGGUAGAAAGCGUAUUUGGCGUGCUGUCCAGGGAGCCGAACCCGGAAUCCAGGCCCCGAGCUCACCAGGGAACCAUUAAAGUCCUUUCAGCCAGUUAUGGGCGCACAGGCCGACAGACCUGCUCUGCUGGAAGACCAGAUAACCAGAUAUCAAAUGUUCAGUGCACUCUGAGUACAUCUCUAAGUGUGGUGGCCACUCGAUGUGAUGGAGAAACGAGUUGUUCUAUGGUUGUGAGCGAUACAGUUUUCACUGAUCCUUGUGGUGGAACUUACAAAUACCUGAAUGUGUCUUAUGAGUGUGUUGAAGCACCACCAAACAGCAGUAAAGCAUACAUCAUUAAUACUUCUAGUAAAAAAUGGAGAGACGCUCAGAGGUUCUGCAGACAGAAUCAUACUGAUCUGAUCAAUGUGAGGAACCAGACUGACAAUCAACUGAUCCACAACAUCAUUAAUGAUACUCAGAGAUCUGUCUGGAUUGGUCUGUUCAGAGACUCGUGGGAGUGGUCAGAUAACACUGACUCCGCAUUCAGAUACUGGUACUCUGGUCAACCUGAUAAUUAUGGUGGUUUUGAAGAUUGUACAGCGGUCGAUAUGAAUAAUGAGGGGAAAUGGCACGACGUAUCUUGCAGUGACUCUAACACUUUUGUGUGUCAUGAAGAUGAGCUGAUAUUGAUCCAGGAGAAUCUGAGCUGGACUGAAGCUGUGAGAUACUGCAGAGAGAAUCAUGUGGAUCUGGUCUCAGUGGAUUCACAGGAGAUUCAGCUCAUGGUGACUGAAGUUCUUCAUCAGGCCUGGACUGCUGAGGUGUGGCUGGGGUUACAUCACUCCUGCUCUGUGGGCAUCUGGUUCUGGGUGAAUGGAGAGGUCGUGUGUUAUCAGAAUUGGGCUCCGGGGAAUGAAACAGCAGUGGACAACUAUGAGAGUGAAGUGAGAUCUGGAGCGGUUCAGUCUGGAGGAGAUCAUCUCUGGAUCAGCCUUCCUGGAUCUCACAAACUCAACUUCAUCUGCAGAAGAAAGGAGAAAUAAAGAGACUUUUUUGGUUCCUUUGUUAACUUUCUGAUUUUGUUAUUUAGCAUUAGGGAGCAUUUAAAUGUCAGGGAUCAGGAACUAUUUUUUAGAGGAAGGAAGGCUUAAAGUUAUUUUAUUUUAAGAAAUUUGCAUUUAUUACACAUCGUUUUGCUUUAAUACUUGUAUUGCAGUAAUCGUCUUUUAAAAGCAAUAAGGUACUUGAGGCUAGUGCUUUAUCGUUAAUAAAUCAUGACUGAAAGGGUUGUUCUGCUUCACAUAGCACCUUAAAUCAGUGGUUCUCAAACUUUUUCGUUGUAAGGCCCCCUUUGUGUAGAGUGCAUCGCUUUGCGGCCCCCCAAAUAAAGACUUAUGAUCUUAAAUUUAACAUUUUUAUUUAAACAAAAACAUAUUCGGUUAUACAAUGCUGAAACAUCAAUUCUUUUGUCUGGUGGUCUUAUUUUUCUGAUGUUUGAUUGCAUAAAAUCUAUGAUCAAUUUCUAUAUUUCAUAAAAUGCAACAAAAUCUGUGGAUCCCCUGGAUCCAUCUCGGGGCCCCCCAUGGGCCACGGCCCCCAGUUUGAGAACUACUGCCUUAAAUGAUUCCUCAAGAUUCUUCUGUACUUGAGGUGAAAUCUUGUGAGGUUGACUUUCAUUCUGUGUGUGUUGGAUUCAUGUAAUAGUGAUGGAUCAGUUUAAAUAAACUCUAAUAUACAGACAGUAUUUUCUCUCCUGACUUUUCACUUCAAUCGUAAUAGUUAUUAAAAAUGUUUAGAUUUAUGAUAUGAAAGUGGCAGCCUAUUAAUGCUGACUAAAUGUGGCCACUUUAAGCUGAAAUGAACUUAAACAAUGACAUUUUAUUCACAUUAUGAAUGCACAAAUGAAAACAUUCUGCUUCCACCAGCCAGCACAGUCAUGUGGGGCCCAGAUGGGUUUGAUGUGGGCUGUCUUCUGGGUCUCAGCUGGUUUUGUCCGCGGGUUCCAUGUAGGCCCCACAUGGGUUAGCCCAGAUGAAAUGAACACUGCUUAGUGUGCAUACUACAGGCUGCUCAAUGUAACACUGAAUGUUGAAGUUAAUGAGAUAAUGAAGUGAUAACAAACAGAAUCACUGAUGGACACAGAAACAACAAAAACAGAAAUAUAUAAAACACAAGAACUGACUUCAGGCACAGCCUUUGAUGAAAUCAACUGAAGAUAAAAGAAAACAUUUAAUCUUCACAAACACCAUUACCAUCUUCACUAGCUACAACAUGAACACUUACAGGCCAAUAUCAAAUUUACCAUUCUCAAGUAAAAUUCUUGAAAAAGUGGUGGCUUCACAAUAUUGAGAUCUUACUUAAUUGCUAAUGGCCUCUUUGAACCUUCAGUCAGGAUUUCGUUCAUCACAUAGCACUGAAACUGCUCUUCUUCGUGUGGUUAAUGACAUUCUUCUGUCCAUGGAUUCUGGGUUAAUAAACAUCCUGAUUCUUCUUGAUCUAAGCUCUGCAUUUGACACAGUCUGCCAUGAAAUACCCAUCUCUCGCCUUUCUGAUAUCGGUAUUACUGGUUCAGCUCUUUCCUGGCUCAUUUCCUACAUCAGCGACAGAAAAUAUUAUAUUAUCAAGGGUAUAAAUCUGCCACUGCUCCGGUUUUACAGGGUGUUCCUCAAGGUUCAGUUCUGGGUCCACUUCUGUUUAUUAUUUAUAUUUCUCCACUUGGUGACAUCAUGGUGGUACGCAUGCAUGGACUUCAAUUUCAUUGCUAUGCUGAUGACAUUCAAAUUUACCUUACCACCAGCUCUGAUAGGCUAUCCCUGCCCGACUCACUUAUUGCAUGCAUUAGGGAUAUCAAGCAUUGGAUGUCCUUGAAUUUUCUUAAAUUAAAUAAUAACAAAACUGAUAUAUUGAUGAUUGGCUCUUCUACCUCUGUCAAAAGGAUGGACCUGCCCUUUGAAAUUGACGGGGUUCAUGUUAAGCCUGCUUCAUCUGUCUGUAAUCUUGGUGUCUUAUUUGACUCAUCUCUAUUUCUUCUGUCGUUAAAAACCAUUUUUUCCAUCUUCGUAAUAUUGCACGACUUCGAUCUUCUAUCAGUGUAGCUGAUGCUGAAAUCUUAAUUCAUGCAUUAAUCACAUCACGUCUAGAUUAUUGCAAUGCUCUAUUUCUUGGUCUGCCUAAAAAACUCAUAGCAAGGUUACAGUAUGUUCAAAACUCAGCAGCAAGAGUUCUCACCUCCACCAGGCGUUCUGCUCACAUUACUUCUCUACUGCAUGAUCUUCGCUGGCUACCUGUGGCAUCACGUAUUCACUUUAAGAUAUUACUUCUAACAUUUAAGGCAUUAAAUGGUCUUGCGCCUGCAUAUCUGUCUGACCUACUCCACUCAAACUCUCCUGCCCGGUCCUUCAGAUCAACUGAGCUUGGUCUUUUGUCCAUUCCUCAUUUUUGGCUGUCCACUUUAGGUGGUAGGUCAUUUAGUAUUAAUACUCCUAAAGUAUGGAAUUCGCUACCCCUUACACUUCGUAAGAUAUCAUCUUUGCCUACCUUCAAGACUCAGCUAAAAAUGUAUCUUUUCAAUAUGUAUUUUGGAUAAUGUGGCUAUAUGUGGCCUUAUGUGUCUGUAUUGUGUAUGCGGAUGUGCAAAGGUAUUGUAUAGCACUAUGUGAAGCGAACUUGAGCUAUGGAAAGGCACUAUAUCCGCUUCGCGUCGGGUGGUUCUUUGCCUCCACGUUGUGCAUUAAAAUCCUUUAAUGCACGGCUAGCCGUGGAUUAUCCCGCUUAUACCAUGGUUAUUUGCCAAGUUAAAGCUUUGAUGUUUACAGUGUGAUUUUAGAUCAAACAGGUUUUAUUUUGUCAGUUAAUUUUAAAUGUAAUCAAACUGACUGCAGCUACCCGUGCGUUAAUAAAGCAAUAAGCCCCAAGAAGCAGUGGGUUGCAGUGCAUUUUAUAACAGCUAAGGGCGUUGUGGCACGAUGCGAAGCGGAGUCAAUAAAACCCCGUAGCUGUUAUAAAAUGCACUGUAACCCACUGCUUCGCGGGGCUUAUUGCUUUUAUAAAACGGUUAUUCCAUAUGCUUAGCAAGGUUUCAUAAACUAAAGUAAAUAAAAUGAUAUUUAGGCUAUGUGGUGCGGUCAGCCGUUAUAUAUUGGGGUAUUUUAUAACGGCUUAGAACUCCGCUCAGCCAAUCAGAAUCAAGGACCAGAACUGACCGUUUUAUAAAGGCUUUUAAUGCACACCUUCCAGCCAAUCAGAAUCCAGUAUUCAAACAGACCAUGGUAUAAAUAAAACUUCUUCAACACUAUUUUCAGUUGUUUGAGAAUAAACAGAGGUUAAAGGUCAAGUGUAUGAAAUUUACUGGCAUGUAACGGCUCACCAAACAACACGGUGAAUUCCAUGUAAGGGGAAAGAAUAUAAAGAAAUAGCUCAUUCUGAAGUAAUAAAACCAUAAUGUUUAAUUAUGUAAGGUCUUUAUACACCUCUGAAGACAUAACAUUUCUGUCAAUACAUACGUACACAUUGUAUGUAAGUUUCCUUUACCACAACAAAUGUUCAUGAACACAACGUGUUAAUGAUCAAAGCAUUUCAAAUGAAGCGCUUGGCAUUUAUUCUGUUCCAUCAACACAUUUCCCUCAUCCCUCAAUUUGCUCUCUGAUGAAAAGUCGAUUUGUUUUCACAGACUCGAUCAAAAGAAUGAUUUUAAUAGGAAUGAGAAUG